Conger conger (European conger) is the source of this 14225-nucleotide messenger RNA. RefSeq names its product mucin-12. Lineage: Eukaryota; Metazoa; Chordata; Actinopteri; Anguilliformes; Congridae. The record is from RefSeq and is a predicted model, not a curated record. Gene Ontology annotation, molecular function: TFIIIC-class transcription factor complex binding. The transcript has 52 exons. Gene Ontology annotation, biological process: RNA polymerase III preinitiation complex assembly. Gene Ontology annotation, cellular component: transcription factor TFIIIB complex. The coding region runs from base 141 to 11633 and encodes 3830 amino acids.
UUGUGAUUGAAAAGCAUGGCACAUGGACGAAGCAUGACAGCGUGACAACUAACUACAACAUUCGGAUGACUGGUGCCAGCACCGAACGCUUGAAUGGUUGACACCUUGUCAAAUUACAUGCUUUCGGAACUGGAAAGAUAAUGCGCCGAUCGAGGAUCAGCGUGCGACCCAACGUCGCUAGGCCGGGGGGCAAGGGUCUUCCCGGCUCGCAGGGGGGUCAGGACGGUCAGGGGGCAGCAGCUGCGGACACCACCCUUGCGACGGAGACGGAGGGAAAGCAGCCAGACAGCGCAGCGGUGACUGAGCCCGGUCAGCCCGCGGGACAGUCUGCUGAGACGGCAGCAGUGCUGAAUGCCUCCCAGGACACAUCAGCAGAAAAACAUCCCCCUAAUGUGGGUGAAGAAGCUCAGAAUGGGGGUGCUCCUAAUGACGGACCCCCCGCCGCCUCAACGCUGCAGAGGAGGAAACGUUUCUCCGCCAUGCCUAACCUGGCCAAACCUCGGGCAGCCGCUCCAGCAAGGACACCCAUACCCCCUGUCCCAAAGCCUGUUGUGCCACCCACCCCCACAGAACCCCCAGCCACUGCAUCAAGGACACCUGUACCCCUUGUCUCAAAGCCUGACGCCCAACCCACCCCCACAGAACCCCCUGCCCCUGCAUCAAGGACACCCGUACCCCCUGUCCCAAAGCCUGACGCCCCACCCACCCCCACUGACCCCCCCGCUCCCACACCUGAGGCCCAGGCAGCAGGACAGGGCGUCUCUGAGCAGGGUCUGGGGUCCCCCGGUGUGGCUGUUUUCGGGGAUCAGGACGUAUCGCAGGACCGGACAGAACCUGUGUCACCAGUGGCUCCGUCCACUUCCUGUUCGGAACCUGUUAAAAAGAAACGGGUGAGGAAGUCUUCGGAUCGACCGAGCAAAUCACCGGAGAGCAAACCCAGCUGCAGCCAGCCUGACCAAUCGGAGCUGAGCUGUGGGAAGCUGUCGCCAGGCAACGCUUCACCGCAGGCGGGUCCCUCGAUGCAGCAUGAGCCCCUGAAACUGAGGGGUUCCUUGGAGGAUCGUCAGAGGAUCGCCAAGGCCCGAAAGCUGAAGCAGAUGUUGCGGGCGGAGAACAGGAAGGAGAGGAGUCAGAAGAAAAGCAAACACCAUGACUAUGACUACAGCAUGCCUCCAGACCACAGCAAGAUGACAAUGGGGGACCUCAUCCAUUACCUGCCAGAAACCAACCCUAUGAAGUCUGCUGUAAUAGAAGAGGAGAAGGAGCAAGAUGAGAAGUUCAUUCCACAGUCUCCCAGCAACGGGUUACCACAAAGCAAACAGGAAGUGGAUGAGGAGCAGGAGGAGGAGGAAGAGGAAGUUGAUGACGAGGAGAUGUUGGUGCCCAAGGUGAAGGUGGCAGAAGACGGAACGCUGAUAAUCGAUGAGGAAAGCUUGACUGUCCGGGUAAUGAGGGCGAAGGGUCCCACCAUCGUGGAGGGGAAUGACCCCAUCUUCGAGCGCGGCUCCACCACAACCUACACCAGCUUCCGAAACCUGAGCUACACCAAGCCCUGGUCCGACAAAGAGACUGACAUGUUCUUCCUGGCUAUCAGCAUGGUUGGCUCAGACUUCUCCAUGAUCUGCCAGCUCUUCCCUCAUCGCAACCGGAAGGAGGUCAAGAACAAAUUCAAAAGAGAGGAGAAGAUCAACUCCUGGAGAAUUGACAAAGCCUUCAGAGAGAAGAGGCCCUUCGACAUGCAGUUCUUCAACAUGCUGCUGGGACUGGUCUUGGAUGCGGACAAAAAGAAGAAAAACAAGCCCAAACCCAAACCCAAACCAAAACGUUCCCCUGGGGAUAAGCCAAAACCAAAACGAAAAGGUAAGAAAGCUUCUGCGAAGGGAGCCAAGGCGGAGCAGGCCUGCGAUGAUGAUGAGGAGCUGGACGGGGAUGUUGGCGAGGGGGACUUUGAGAAGGAGAACGAGGACUGCUCCAACGUUGCCAAGGCUGAAGACAAAGGCACUAAGAAGAGGCAGAAGCGCGUGAAGAAAAGCGAGGGAGAGGAGGAGGAGGAGGAGGAGGAGGAGGACUUGACCAAAAAACCAGACGGAGUGAAGAAAAAACGUCAGAAAAAAAUGGCAAAUGGCAAGAAGAAUUCAGCCAAUGAUGUCGUGCUGGACGGAGAUGUUGCCGAGGGCGACCUGGAGACGGCGGAGAAGGAGAAAGAGGACUGCUCCAACACAGGCGAGGCUAAAGACGCAAACAAAGACACGAAGAAGAGGCGCAAGCGGGUGAAAAAGGGCGAGGAAGAGGAGCAGGAGGCGGAGGAGGCCGACCCAACCGAAAAACAAGAAGAUGGGGCGAAGAAAAAACGGAGGAAAAAAAUACCAAAUGGCAAGAAAGCCUCAAUAGAGGGAGCUGAUGAUGAGCCUCCGGCUCCUGAUGCUGCCACGGAUGACUUGGGAAGGAGUGAAGAGAAGAAUGAUGACUGCUCCAACACUGCCAAAGCCACAAGAAGGAAACGCAAACGCACAAUGAAGGCUGAGGAAGAGGAGGAGCAGGAGGAAGAGGAGCCUGAUUCAUCCGGAAAGAAAGCAGAUGGAAAAAGGAGAAAACGGAGCAAAAAAGAUCCAGAUGCAGACAGAGUCGAUGUUGAUGUCCCAGAAGCUGAUGUUGAAAAUGGCCAAUUGGAUGCUGAAGAGGCCAAGGGGUCGGAGACGAUGGGCAGCACAGCUGAGGGAAAGCCGGAUAAGCCGGCCCGGAACGCCAGAGCGAAGGCCAAGCCCAACCUGGAGCGAGGGAGACAGACAAAGAGCAUCCCAGACACUGAGGAGGAGACCAUCGACAGCAGCAGGAGAGAGGAGGAGGAGACCUUCGACAGCAGCAGGAGAGAGGAGGAGACCUUCGACAGCAGCAGGAGAGAGGAGGAGGAGGAGAAGGAGACCAUCGACAGCAGCAGGAGAGAGGAGGAGGAGACCAUCGACAGCAGCAGGAGAGAGGAGGAGGAGGAGGAGACCAUCAACAGCAGCAGGAGAGAGGAGGAGGAGGAGGAGACCAUCGACAGCAGCAGGAGAGAGGAGGUGGAGGACCAGGAGGAUGGUGACUUUCUCCCUGAGAUUUCUGACAGCGGCGCUAUUCCGGAGGGUAAAUCUGUGAUUGACGGGAGCGCAGCCCCUCCCUUUGAAGAGGACAGUCCCGAGGCAGACCAGCAGGGGGCGUUGGGUGUCUCAGCCACAGAGGGACAAGAGCUGAUUAAGAACACCAGGAAAAGGGUUGAAGGACAGGAGUCCCCACGCUCUUCUCUUCCACCCCCUGAGCCCGCCUCCCCCGCCAAAGUGGUGCAGCCAGAAAUGAGGCCGUGGCCCAGUGUGGGGGUGUGUCAGGAGAGCCAGCCCUCGAGCGAACUGAGGAUGGGGGAACACAGGGAUGAAGGGCGGUGGGAACCAGAGCUGGAGGAGGUAGAGGAGGAGGAGGAAGAGUGGGCUUCUCCCGCUCACACAGAGGAAGAGGAUGAGGAACAGGUGCUGCUGCCCCUUGGCCUACGUUCACUGGAGCUGUUGUCCAAUGAGCUGGAGUUCCUUGCGGGUGUGCCUGAAGCCCCGGGCACUGGACCGUCUGCAGAUUCCCUGUGCUCUGAGCCCGGAUGCGAGGGGGCAGUGGAGCAGGGUGUGAACCUGAACCUGCUGCUGGACGACGUGAUGGAGUCUUUAUCCCCGCAUUUUGUUGCAGGAACGCACACCGAGGAGAACGAUGACGAGGUGGCCAGGACUCUCCUGACCCUUGGCGACCCUGACCUGCACUUCCUGUCUGCAGCCGCACCCAUCCCAGAAAUCGCGAGCGCUCCGGACCCACCCUCUCAGCCCCCAGCGGAAGAGCAGAAACCUGAGUCCGAGCAAGCUGACCAAUUGCAGCGCAGCAGUGACCCCCCGCAGAAUGUGACCUCUGACCUCCCCGUUGCACUUGCUCCCAUAAAUGAGGCUGAAACGCAUCCUAUGGAAGAGCCCGGAAGACCAGAGGAGAGCGAGGGAGCGACUGGCACCAGGAAUGUGGCCCAGGACAGUGAGACCCCGCAUUCGGACCCCUUGGUCCUGAGCAGCGUCCCCCAGGGCAGGAGAAUCCGGUUCCCCAAACCCAGACCCAACCUGGGCCAGGCCUCCCGUGCCUCCUGCACCCCUCUGAGACAGACCCCCGCACCCCCCAGCCCAGGUACCGUCACCUGUGCUGUGGACCCAGCGCCCUCGACCUCCACUGAGGUGAAGAGAGGCCAAAUCUCAGAUGAGGAGAGUGCCUCCGUAUCAAACCAGGGAGAGGCGUCUGGCUCAGAGGAGCUCUGGAAGCCUGGAGCUUUCAGCUCUCAGAGUGAGACCCCAUGUUGGCACUCCUCGGUCCAGACCAGCACCCCCUCAGGGAGGAGGAGCCGGCUCCCCAAACCUCGCCCCAACUUGGGUCCGAUGAUCCGUGCACCCCGCCCCACUCUGUCCCAGACCCCCGCACCCCCCGAACCAGACGAUGACUACAGUCACUCUCUUCCGGAAGCCUCCGGCACUGCGACUCCCGUUCAGAAAGCUCCGACCUGCAGGAACACUGACCGGAGUGUCCAAGUCUUUUAUCAGAAGGCUCUGACUGAGGCCCCAACCGAACAGCAGACUACUGAGACAGAUGGGACCGCCGUGGUUGAAGCUGGAGCUGGCCACAGCAGUUUCGGCACCCCGGAGGCCUCCUCUCAGCCCUACCCUGGUCCCUCUUUCACAGACCUGGCCCCUGGGACAGGAGGGGAGGGGACUGUAUGUGAGACCCCGGCCAACACUGGCGUACCCCAGGGGCCCACUCUCAACCAGAAUGAGGCGGUUCGGAAGGACAAGGUUCACGAGGACGAGGGCGCUUCAUUAUCCGCAGAUACAUCUGGGCCGGCUGCCGGAAUCGAAGCCACAAGCAUCUGUGACGUUGCUGACACAAGUGCUUUCGUCACCUCGGAGUGCAUGGAAGGACUCUCCUGGGCGGAUGUUGGCGAGGAGGAGCCUACAUUUAUCCUGACUCUGUUUGAGAUCCCACUCCCGGAGUCCGGAGAGUACCAGAACGGGCCAGAGGUGCUGGAUCCGGCCAGAGAGAACCCGGUCUCCUCGAUGGUCGUGGAUCCACAGUCCUUACCGCCGCCGGCAGCGCCUGAGCCACAGAAUUGUGAGGAAGCGGAGGAGUCAGGGAGUGGCUCAGUCUCUCACCUGGUCCUGAGCAACGCCCUCAUACCUGUCUGUGAGGAGCAGGAAGAGGGACCAGCGCAGCACUGGACCGGCCUGCAGGAACAGCACCCCCUCUCUGAGCCCUCCCACACUGCAGGAGAGAUGGUGCCAGAGUCACAUGACCAGGCGGCGGAGUCACAUGACCAGGCGGCGGAGUCACAUGACCAGGUGCAGUCUGGGACAGAUGAGGCGAGUGAGAGGGACACACCAUCCCAACAGAAGAGUAAACUGCCCGCCAGGACCAGGAGGGGUAAGGUGCAGGUGAAGCCGUGUGUUACCCUGAAGAAACUCAGAGGCCCCGCCCACACACAACCCGGCCCCGCCCACACCUCACCUGAGCCACGCCCCCCUACAGCGCCUCACCCUGAUUCCCAGCAGGAGGAGCCCACUGCAGCCUCUGAGCUGCUGCAGGGGAUUGUGGGCCGCUCAGACCUCCCACAGGAGGAAGGGGGUGUGGCAAAAGAGGAGGGCAGUGGUGGAGGGGAGGAGACUCCACUGGCCUAUCACAGCACACAGGACAGCUGUGAGUCUCUGUCAGUGGGAGUGUCGGAGGCAGGGUCAGGGUGUGGCUCAGUCACUCACCUGGUCCUGAGCCACGCCCUCAUACCUGUCUGUGAGGAGCAGGAAGAGGGACCAGCGCAGGACUGGACUGGCCUGCAGGAACAGCACCCCCUCUCUGAGCCCUCCCACACUGCAGGAGAGAUGGUGCCAGAGUCACAUGACCAGGAGGCAGAGUCACAUGACCCAGUGCAUGCUGGGACAGAUGGGGCAAGUGAGAGGGACACACCGUCCCAAGAGAAGAGUAAACUGCCCGCCAGGACCAGGAGGGGUAAGCUGCAGGUGAAGCCGUGUGUUACUCUGACGAAACUCAGAGGCCCCGCCCACACACAACCAGGCCCCGCCCACACCUCACCUGAGCCACGCCCCCCUACAGCACCUCACCCUGAUUCCCAGCAGGAGGAGCCCACUGCAGCCUCUGAGCUGCUGCAGAGGAUUGUGGGCCACUCAGACCUCCCACAGGAGGAAGGGGUGGUGGCAAAAGAGGAGAGCAGUGGUGGAGGGGAGGAGACUCCGCUGGCCUAUCACAGCACACAGGACAGCUGUGAGUCUCUGUCAAUGGGAGUGGUGGAGGCAGGGUCAGGGUGUGGCUCAGUCACUCACCUGGUCCUGAGCGACGCCCUCAUACCUGUCUGUGAGGAGCAGGAAGAGGGACCAGCGCAGCACUGGACCGGCCUGCAGGAACAGCGCCCCCUCUCUGAGCCCUCCCACACUGCAGGAGAGAUGGUGCCACAGUCACAUGACCAGGCGGUAGAGUCACAUGACCAGGCGGCAACGUCACAUGACCUGGCAACAGAGUCACAUGACCUAGUGACAGACGGGGCGAGUGAGAGGGACACACCGUCCCAAGAGAAGAGUAAACUGCCUGCCAGGACCAGGAGGGGUAAGCUGCAGGUGAAGCCGUGUGUUACUCUGAGGAAACUCAGAGGCCCCGCCCACACACAACCUGGCCCUGCCCACACCUGCCCACAGCCACGCCCCCCUACAGUGCCUCACCCUGAUUCCCAGCAGGAGGAACCCGCUGCAGCCUCUGAGCUGCUGCAGGGGAUUGUGGGCCACUCAGACCUCCCACCGGAAGAAGGGGGUGUGGCAAAAGAGGAGAGCAGUGGUGGAGGGGAGGAGACUCCGCUGGCCUAUCACAGCACACAGGACAGCUGUGAGUCUCUGUCAAUGGGAGCGGAGGAGUCAGGGUGUGGCUCAGUCACUCACCUGGUCCUGAGCCACGCCCUCAUACCUGUCUGUGAGGAGCACGAAGAGGGACCAGCGCAGCACUGGACUGGCCUGCAGGAACAGCGCCCCCUCUCUGAGCCCUCCCACACUGCAGGAGAGAUGGUGCCAGAGUCACAUGACCCGGCGGCGGAGUCACUUGACCCAGUGCAUGCUAGGACUGACGGGGCGAGUGAGAGGGACACACCGUCCCAAGAGAAGAGUAAACUGCCCGCCAGGACCAGGAGGGGUAAGCUGCAGAUGAAGCCGUGUGUUACUCUGAGGAAACUCAGAGGCCCCGCCCACACCUCACCUGAGCCACGCCCGCCUACAGCGCCUCACCCUGAUUCCCAACAGGAGGAGCCCACUGCAGCCUCUGAGCCGCUGCAGGGGAUUGUGGGCCACUCAGACCUCCCACCGGAAGAAGGGGGUGUGGCAAAAGAGGAGAGCAGUGGUGGAGGGGAGGAGACUCCGCUGGCCUAUCACAGCACACAGGACAGCUGUGAGUCUCUGUCAAUGGGAGCGGAGGAGUCAGGGUGUGGCUCAGUCACUCACCUGGUCCUGAGCCACGCCCUCAUACCUGUCUGUGAGGAGCAGGAAGAGGGACCAGCGCAGCACUGGACCGGCCUGCAGGAACAGCGCCCCCUCUCUGAGCCCUCCCACACUGCAGGAGAGAUGGUGCCAGAGUCACAUGACCAGGCGGCGGAGUCACAUGACCAGGCGGCAAAGUCACAUGACCUGGCUGCAAAGUCACAUGACCUGGCAACAGAGUCACAUGACCUAGUGACAGACGGGGCGAGUGAGAGGGACACACCAUCCCAGGAGAAGAGUAAACUGCCUGCCAGGACCAGGAGGGGUAAGCUGCAGGUGAAGCCGUGUGUUACUCUGAGGAAACUCCGAGGCCCCGCCCACACACAACCUGGCCCCGCCCACACCUCACCUGAGCCACGCCCCCCUACAGCGCCUCACCCUGAUUCCCAGCAGGAGGAGCCCACUGCAGCCCCUGAGCUGCUGCAGGGGAUUGUGGGCCGCUCAGACCUCCCACAGGAGGAAGGGGGUGUGGCAAAAGAAGAGAGCAGUGGUGGAGGGGAGGAGACUCCGCUAGCCUAUCGCAGCACACAGGACAGCUGUGAGUCUCUGUCAAUGGGAGCGGAGGAGUCAGGGUGUGGCUCAGUCACUCACCUGGUCCUGAGCCACGCCCUCAUACCUGUCUGUGAGGAGCAGGAAGAGGGACCAGCGCAGCACUGGACCGGCCUGCAGGAACAGCGCCCCCUCUCUGAGCCCUCCCACACUGCAGGAGAGAUGGUGCCAGAGUCACAUGACCAGGCGGCGGAGUCACAUGACCAGGCGGCGGAGUCACAUGACCAGGCGGCAAAGUCACAUGACCUGGCUGCAAAGUCACAUGACCUGGCAACAGAGUCACAUGACCUGGCAACAGAGUCACAUGACCUAGUGACAGACGGGGCGAGUGAGAGGGACACACCAUCCCAGGAGAAGAGUAAACUGCCUGCCAGGACCAGGAGGGGUAAGCUGCAGGUGAAGCCGUGUGUUACUCUGAGGAAACUCCGAGGCCCCGCCCACACACAACCUGGCCCCGCCCACACCUCACCUGAGCCACGCCCCCCUACAGCGCCUCACCCUGAUUCCCAGCAGGAGGAGCCCACUGCAGCCCCUGAGCUGCUGCAGGGGAUUGUGGGCCGCUCAGACCUCCCACAGGAGGAAGGGGGUGUGGCAAAAGAAGAGAGCAGUGGUGGAGGGGAGGAGACUCCACUGGCCUAUCACAGCACACAGGACAGCUGUGAGUCUCUGUCAAUGGGAGCGGAGGAGUCAGGGUGUGGCUCAGUCACUCACCUGGUCCUGAGCCACGCCCUCAUGCCUGUCUGUGAGGAGCAGGAAGAGGGACCAGGGCAGCACUGGACUGGCCUGCAGGAACAGCGCCCCCUCUCUGAGCCCUCCCACACUGCAGGAGCGAUGGUCCCAGAGUCACAUGACCCGGCGGCAACAUCACAUGACCAGGCGGCAGAGUCACAUGACCCAGUGACAGACGGGGCGAGUGAGAGGGACACACCGUCCCAAGAGAAGAAUAAACUGCCCGCGAGGACCAGGAGGGGUAAGCUGCAGGUGAAGCCGUGUGUUACUCUGAGGAAACUCAGAGGCCCCGCCCACACACAACCUGGCCCUACCCACACCUCACCUGAGCCACGCCCACCUACAGCGCCUCACCCUGAUUCCCAGCAGGAGGAGCCCACUGCUGCCUCUGAGCUGCUGCAGGGGAUUGUGGGCCACUCAGACCUCCCACAGGAGAAAGGGGGUAUGGCAAAAGAAGAGAGCAGUGGUGGAGGGGAGGAGACUCCGCUGGCCUAUCGCAGCACACAGGACAGCUGUGAGUCUCUGUCAGUGGGAGCAGAGGAGUCAGGGUGUGGCUCAGUCUCUCACCUGGUCCUGAGCGACGCCCUCAUACCUGUCUGUGAGGAGCAGGAAGAGGGACCAGCGCAGCACUGGACCGGCCUGCAGGAACAGCGCCCCCUCUCUGAGCCCUCCCACACUGCAGGAGAGAUGGUCCCAGAGUCACAUGACCAGGCGGCAGAGUCACAUGACCAGGCGGCAGAGUCACAUGACCAGGCGGCAACGUCACAUGACCAGGCGGCAACGUCACAUGACCAGGCGGCAGAGUCACUUGACCCAGUGACAGACGGGGCGAGUGAGAGGGACACACUGUCCCAACAGAAGAGUAAACUGCCCGCCAGGACCAGUGGGGGUAAGCUGCAGGUGAAGCCGUGUGUUACUCUGAGGAAACUCAGAGGCCCCGCCCACACACAACCCGGCCCCGCCCACACCUCACCUGAGCCACGCCCCCCGACAGCGCCUCACCCUGAUUCCCAGCAGGAGGAGCCCACUGCAGCCUCUGAGCUGCUGCAGGGGAUUGUGGGCCACUCAGACCUCCCACAGGAGGAAGGGGGUGUGGCAAAAGAGGAGAGCAAUGGUGGAGGGGAGGAGACUCCACUGGCCUAUCACAGCACACAGGACAGCUGUGAGUCUCUGUCAGUGGGAGUGUUGGAGGCAGGGUCAGGAUGUGGCUCAGUCACUCACCUGGUCCUGAGCCACGCCCUCAUUCCUGUCUGUGAGGAGCAGGAAGAGGGACCAGCGCAGCACUGGACUGGCCUGCAGGAACAGCACCCCCUCUCUGAGCCCUCCCACACUGCAGAAGAGAUGGUGCCAGAAUCACUUGACCAGGCGGCAGAGUCACAUGACCCAGUGCAUGCUGGAACAGAUGGGGCGAGUGAGAGGGACACACCGUCCCAAGAGAAGAGUAAACUGCCCGCCAGGACCAGGAGGGGUAAGCUGCAGGUGAAGCCGUGUGUUACUCUGAGGAAACUCAGAGCUCCCGCCCACACACAACCCGGCCCCGCCCACACCUCACCUGAGCCACGCCCCCCUACAGCGCCUCACCCUGAUUCCCAGCAAGAGGAGCCCACUGCAGCCUCUGAGCUGCUGCACGGGAUUGUGGGCCACUCAGACUUCCCACAGGAGGAAGGGGAUGUGGCAAAAGAGGAGAGCAGUGGUGGAGGGGAGGAGACUCCACUGGCCUAUCACAGCACACGGGACAGCUGUGAGUCUCUGUCAGUGGGAGCGGAGGAGUCAGGGUGUGACUCAGUCACUCACCUGGUCCUGAGCCACGCCCUCAUACCUGUCUGUGAGGAGCAGGAAGAGGGACCAGCGCAGCACUGGACCAGCCUGCAGGAACAGCACCCCCUCUCUGAGCCCUCCCACACUGCAGGAGAGACGGCCGUAGAUGCAGAGGCAGAAGACCACAGCAGUCAGAUUGCAGACCUGGCGGCAGAGUCACUUGACCAGCCUGGGAUGGACAGGGCGAGUGAAAGGGACACACCGUCCCAAGAGAAGAGUAAACUGCCCGCCAGGACCAGCAGGGGUAAGCUGCAGUUGAAGCCGUGUGUUACUCUGAGGAAACUCUCUGUGAGGGAAGAGCUGGACCUUUCUGAAGCAGAGCAGCCUGGCCCCGCCCACACACAACCUGGCCCCGCCCACACACAACCUGGCCCCGCCCACAUGUCCCCACCAACAGCACCACACCCUGACGCCCAGCAGGAGGAGCCCCCCGUAGGGGAGCUGCCACAGGGGUUUGUGGGCUGCUCAGUACUCCCACAGGAGGAAGGGGGCAUUGCAGCUGGAGCAGAAGAGGAGAGCAGCGAUGGAGGGGAGGAGCCUCUGCUACCCUAUCACAGCACACCUCAGUCUACAAGCAGCACACUGACACGGUCUGGACGAGCGCCCAGAGGGUUCCUCUCCUUCCUCUCUGGCGAUGGUGGAGCUGGACAUGCGUCCCGUGCUGCCAGGCCCAUAUCCCAUAAGCCCCUGGUGAAUACCUCGCGUACGGGGAGGAAGAGGGUUACCGGAGACACGGUUGUCACAGAAACAUCCGUCCACGACCCUCCCGACACCUCACCCCCCACCGACGUCAGGGCUAGCACCUCCCUCAGCCAGCCCUCUCCUGAGUCGGCCAACCCGCAGGUUUCGGCGCCUGCUGAGGGCGAGUUUCUCUGCGCGAGGCCUUCAGAGGCUGAAGAAGAGCCCACCAAGGUGUCCGAGUUCUACUUCCAGGACAUCUUCACCGAGGUCCAGGAGUCGGACUGAGACCGCGGCCCCCUACGCGGGAUCUCUGCUGGUCUCACCCCCCUGUCUUACCACAUCAGCCACAAAUAAUGUGCAUAAAACCUGCAUUUAUAUAUUUAUUUAUUUAUUUACAUUGCGAUGCACUGCUGUGAAGUGAUCAGACUGUGUCAGAGGUGGAAAAUCCAGGUUCAGAAAGCAAAGGUUAUUUUGUUACAAUCACCUGGAUUUGGCGAUUUUUUUCAGUCAGGAACGGGGAGAACAAAUUAGUUGAAAUCAUGGGUGGAAGAACCUUAUAGCAGGACUUUUACUUUCUGACCCCUGGACUGUCCACCUCUGCUAUGUGUGGAUCUCUCACUGCAGGUAUUAAGCUAAAAUUGGUUUGUUGUUAUUCCUGUGUAGAAGCAGACAGGUAGAAGCUCUCAGGUGUAGUGUAUCCUCUGAGAAUGUGCAACAGUACUUGAACAGUAGUGUUUAACAAUGUGCAACAGUAAUGCACUGCAUGAUGGCAUUAUUCCCAGCAAUGGUCCAUCAUGCAGCUUCAGUACAAGUCUUUUCAUUUUCAUAGUCGGUUAGCGCCUAGUUUGUUUUAAUAACUGAGAUGUUACUUCAGUAACUAAUAGACAUCCUUAUCUGCUCCUUUCAUAGCAAUUUUGAAGUUGUCAUGAAGAUGAGCCAUUUAUUAUCUGUUUUUUUUUAUCAUUAGUAAAGCAUAAAGUGCUGGAAAUAUAAUACACAAGCCACAGUCUUAGCAAAGCCAAAAAUAACUUCUUAAUAGGGAGUACCUCUUACUGUGUGUGGAAGGAGGUGUGUGUUCCUUUAUUGGAAUAUCUUUUUCCUUUUGGUACAGUACACUAACGGGUUGGAAUUACAUUACAUUACAUGGCAUUUAGGGAAUGAAUGCAAAAGCUACACUACAACAAAAUCUUCCACCAUGAAGCAGACCUGUUAUUUUUACAAUGUUUAAAAAGCAGGUUCAGAUAAUCCACAAAACCAUGGCUUAGUGGCCUAAAAUGUGUUUCCUAAAAUGUAGCCAUAUUACUACACUAAUGUGUUUUCUACAAAUCCCUGUCUUUUGUGCCUUUGUUAUUUCUUUGCGUGGCUUUUUUAUUAAGAAUGUUAUGUUCAUGGCGACUGGAAAAACUUUGUCUCAACUAAUAUAGGAACAAAAUCCGCUGACUUGAAAUGACCUGCUCAUGCAUUCGAGCUGACCUUUUGCAUUUACAGUGAGUGUAAGUGUUAUAAUAUUUAGACAGGGAUCAUUGAAGUAUUCAGAUUAGAGUGGUUUAUUUUGCUAAUGAGUAUAGCGAAAAUCUAGAUUUUUUUUAUGCUCCUGAUACUGCGAUGCUUCUGCCUUAAAAUGUAUUGUCCUCAGCAUAUUUGUCACUUUAAAAAGAGGUUUAAAAGCUUCUUUGAGUCUUCCGGAUCAAAAUGGUGCCACUCCUAACCUUUUACUUGAUUCUUUGUUAGAAGUGACUUUUUACUUACUUAUUUUAUGACUGUUUACCUUUGAUUAGAUAGAUGAGACAUGCAUUGGAGGAAUGGUUCCUUUUGUGUCUUUUUUCUUUUCUUAAGUAUUCUUGUUGAUGAAGUUGACAUACCUCCCAUUAUUUUCUUUGCAUCAAAGUUUGUUUACAUGGUCCAGUUAUGCAGAGUUUGAAAGUUGCUGCUCAGGAAAUAAAGAAGAUGCGUGCUAACAGUGAUUGUUUUGGAAGUACAUUUCCAGUUUCCCCUCACAUAUACAAAUACCAUAUUUUAUCUGCUGCAAGAAUUAAUUUUGUAAAGGAGGGAAGAAAGGGAAAGUCCUGUUGAAUGUCCUAUAUAUUUUUUUGUUUGUAAAAAUUGACAUUUAAGUUGAUGCUACCUGGUGUUGCCUUAUUAAAUGUGUUUUUCUACAGAACUGAAGCAUAAGCAUGCACUUUUAUGGUGUUAUGUUAUCACGAUAACAUAACACACUUGCAUCGUGAAGAGUUCUGUUGUAAAGGAUGGUCUGACAUUUACCAAAGUGGAAAAUCCAGGUUCCGAAAAUAAAAGUCCUCCCCAGUAUUUAGUUCCAAUCACCUGGAUUUGGUAAUUGGCACAAUUUGUCAAUCAGGUAGAACUAACUGGUGAAAUUUGCUUCUGGGUGGACCCAUGGGUGGAAGAAACACACGGCAGGACUUGUGGCCCCUGGAUUUCCACCACUGGAAUUUUCAGUGCCUGCUAUUUGCAUCAGUUUGAUACAUUGCUGUGAAUGACCUUCGACUGUGAUGAUAAUUGCUGGUUAUGGCACAUUUCAGUUCUUUAUUCUGUACUCUUGUUUUUCAGCUCCUUGUUCAGUGUCCCUGGAGUGAUGUCUGUAGUUGCUCACAGAACUAGAAUGUGUUUUCCCCCCAUUUACUUAAUGUUAUUUUAUUUAUUGAUUGCCUGUUAUAUUUUACUGGAGAUGGCUUUAGUUUUAAAGUUAAAAAUUCAGACAAUGUAGCUAUGAGUUUACACAGCUAUACUGUGGAGUUUAUAUUUUUCUUGGAAGGUAUUGAUACCCAAACUUCUAGGUAAGGAAAAUGCUCCAUAUAAGACGUUUGUUUGCCAUUUAGCUGAAUUUGCAUACAAUAAAUAUUUUUUAUGAGUGUGUGA